AUGAAAGCAGCUCUGUGGUCGGCCGGCAAACCGGUGGCAAUCGCAUUCGCGUCGCUGGCUGCAAUGUCAGGCAAAGCGCUCAUGACGGCCAUGUGUGGAGGUGGCGGCGGUGGUGGUGGAGGUGAUGGUUAUACGGGAAGACGUCACCAAGCCGGCCAUAUACGAUCACGAACACCUGGUUCACGGAGCUUCGUACUCAUCGGCACCUCACCAUGGACGAGAACGGCGGAACGCAUCACCCGAUCGGACGCGGCUCGCCGCAGCCUCAGCGCGUCAGCGUCGUGCACGCGGCGCCGCGCCGACCGCUCCGGUCACCGACCCGGGCCAACAGCCGGCGAAGAGGAAGCGGACGACGAGGCCAGCGUCGGCCGUCUGUCAUUAUAA
Macrosiphum euphorbiae (potato aphid) is the source of this 384-nucleotide messenger RNA. NCBI's taxonomy places the organism in Eukaryota, Metazoa, Arthropoda, Insecta, Hemiptera, Aphididae. The record is from the annotation of a GenBank genome assembly.